AUGAGACGUUCGCUGUUGGUUGUGGUGGUAACCGUUUUACUCGGUUUUGUUACAGGAUCACCACUUCUUGAUUGGGGAAAAAAAGAUGGUGAUAGCUUGCUUGGCAAAGUGGCAACAAUCAAACAAACCGUUUACGAAAAGAAACGAGAGUUCUUGAACGGAGUCAACGAGAAAGUUUCAAAGAUGCUCUGGAUUCCACCAUGGCCAUCGUCGACAACGGAAGUAACACCGGUCAGUGGUUUACCGCAGCACGAUCCAGUUCCUGAAACGCCUAGCAUCUGGUGGUGGCAAACAACGGAAGAACCUCAUGCCAACACCAUCGCUACAACGACAACGACGCAAGCCUCGAUCAUCUCCACGACACAAUCUUCUUCAACAACUUCUGCUCCGGUUAGAACCCCACCGAACAAUGAUCGUCUUGUGUUUACCGUAGCCGACACAAACGAACUGGAACUGCCGAACGUUUUCAUGUUUGCUCGAAGCAGUUUCAUCCCUCCGGAAUUGCGACUCACAGAUUCAACGGAGUACGUUGGCCCUGUCUUGGGCGGUGGUCCUCCAACAUCACCAGAUCAUCUUUCCGACCGGCUAGUAGUAGCGUAG
Molecule: messenger RNA, 600 nt
Organism: Anopheles marshallii
Lineage: Eukaryota; Metazoa; Arthropoda; Insecta; Diptera; Culicidae
Exons: 4
Coding region: 1-600 (199 amino acids)
Source: RefSeq, a predicted model, not a curated record